Messenger RNA from Racocetra persica, 1494 nucleotides. The record is from the annotation of a GenBank genome assembly. NCBI's taxonomy places the organism in Eukaryota, Fungi, Glomeromycota, Glomeromycetes, Diversisporales, Gigasporaceae.
AUGGUUAAAAAACUCCCAGAGGAUUGUCUCGAUCAAAUUUUUAGAUAUUUCGUAGAAAAUGCAUGUUCCUUAUAUUCUUGUUUAUUAGUAAAUAAACAAUGGGCAUCCGUUGCUGUUCCCAUUUUAUGGACUAAUCCUUGGAAAUAUGAAAAACCUUUUAAAGAUGACGUUGAUGAAACUUUUUGGCCUUUAAUUAUCAAAGCGGUUUAUGCAUGUUUUUCAUUUGAAACAAAAGAUUUACUUAGGAAAAACGGUUUAGAUUUACUUUUACAAGGAUGUACAUCAGCAAUGCUCGAUUAUGUACGUUAUUGUCAACAUUUAUCACCAGAAAUUAUUGAUCAAUUAACACAUGAGAGAACUUUUAAUGAACAACGUGGAGAUCUUUAUCGACCUUUUCGAGAUCAACUAGUUGAACAAGAACUUUAUAAACUUUUCAUGUCAAGAUCUUCAUUACGACAUUUAGUUUUACCAAAGAUUCCUCUUUCAUAUUGUCCAGGAUUUGGUUUAUGUUUACAAAAACUUCGGGAACUUGUUUGUCGUUCAGAUCAACCAGUUGAUCUUUUUUAUGGAUUGGCACAAAUUUGUAGAAGUAUACAAGGAAUAAUAGUAGAUCCUUGUAUUGAUGAUAAUGCAGGUCUAGCAGCACUUAUUGAAUUUCAAUCAAAUUUAAAAUAUUUAGAGAUACAUGCACCAGAAGUUCGAGCUGUUGAAUGUACAUUAAUAGGAAAAGCUAUUAUGUCACAAGCACAUUCAUUGAUUUAUGUUCAUUUUCAAGGAUUUUUAUGUAUUCAUCCAUCAACACUUGCAUCAUUAUCUAAUUUAAAAACUUUAAAACUUUUUAUGUCAGGACAUAUUACUAAUAUUCAACAAUUUGCAUCAUCAACAUUUCCAAAACUUGAAGUACUUGAUAUAUUUUGGGAUGAACAUACACCAUUCGAUAUUUUUACCAUGUUAAUUCAAAAUACUAAAGGAUCACUUAAACGAAUAUAUUGGAAUACAGAUUGUCCACCAAAAGAUUCAGAGGAUAUUCGAGCAUACCUUAAUAUUCUAACACAUAAUGCAUUUUCCAAUCUUACAUUUGCAACAGUUUGGUGGACAGAAGAAGUAGAUCGAGAAUUUGAAAAAUUUUUAAAAACAUGUUCAAAUUUACAAGCACUUAAAGUUUGUUCAUUUCCUUUGGAUGGAAUUCCACAAUCUAUAACAAGAUUAUUACAAAUUUUAAAUAAAAAUGCACCAAAAGGAUUAAACGUUUUAGAUAUUGAUGGAGAUUGGAUUUUAACACCAGAUCAUCUUGCAAAUUUUCUUGAAUCCUGGAGAAAAAAACCACGAUUAUCAUUAUUUAUAUCACCAAAAAUUACUUUAUCCGAUGAACAUAGACAUUUGAUAAAUAUUUAUCGAGAUGAAGGAGUUUUAAAACAUUUUCAAGGAGCGGAAUUUCUUGAUGAGGUUGAAUGUUUAAAGGACAUUUUCGAUUUAUGGUUACCUUCUUCUUGA